AUGAACCACAUUAAGGUGUGUGGUGAAUCAAUCAACGAUUUGCAGAAGAUUGAGAGAGUGUUGAGAUAUUUGACUGCACAUUUUGAUUACAUUGUAGUAUCAAUGGAAGAGUCUAAGAACCUAGUUGAGAUGAAGUUGGAAGAACUUCAAGCUCUAUUGAAGGCUCAUGAGAUGAGGCUGAAGCAGGGGAACUUAGAAAGGGAUAAGGUGACUGAACAAGCACUGCAAGCAAUAUUCAUUAAGAAGUAUGGAAAAGAGAAAGCAAAACAGAGAAAGAAUCUUGCUAAUGAUGAGAAGUCAAGCAAGAAUUCAAAGAAUCACUCCACUUCAACAAAGAAAAACAUGGGUAACAGAAAGAAAGAAGUAAGAGCAAAAGAUAUUGAUGAAGCACAAUAUGCUUAUGUUGGAGAUAAUGAUUAUGAUGAUGUGUUACUAAUGGAAAAUAUUAAGUCGAGUAACAAUAAAACCAGCAUGUGGAACCUAGAUUCAGAAUGCAGCAACCACAUGACUGGAAAUAAGACCUGUUUCACCAAGUUGGAUGAUUUAGUCAAGAAAGUGAUCAAGUUUGCAGAUGGAAGGCAUGUUACAUCAUAUGCAAAAGGAAACAUAAAUGUGGUUAGAAAGGAUGUUCGAAAGGCCAACAUCCCUUAUGUGUUGUAUGUACCUUCGAUGACAAGUAAAUUGAUAAGCAUAGGUCAAUUACUUGCUAAAGGGUACAACAUAAAGCUAUAA
Molecule: messenger RNA, 732 nt
Organism: Vicia villosa (hairy vetch)
Lineage: Eukaryota; Viridiplantae; Streptophyta; Magnoliopsida; Fabales; Fabaceae
Exons: 2
Coding region: 1-732 (243 amino acids)
Source: RefSeq, a predicted model, not a curated record